AUGUCUGCUGCUAAAAUUAAUAUUUUUUUAACCGGUGCUACUGGUUAUAUAGGAGGAAGUGUUUUAACUGCACUUCUUCAACAUCCAAAUGCUUCUAAUUUCAAUAUUACUGCUCUUAUUCGUGGUAGUGAUGAACGAAUUAAAAAAUUAGCAUCUCUCAAUGUCACACCUCUUGUUGGUUCGAUAGACUCGUUUGAAAUCAUCGAAAAAGUUGCAAGUGAAUCUGAUGUUGUCAUUCACAAUGCAGAAUCAACUUGGCAUUUACCAUCAGCCCAAGCCAUUGUUUCUGGUUUGAACAAACGAACCAAGUCAGUAGAAAGACCAGCAAUUUAUAUUCAUACAAGCGGCACAAGUCUUGUUGCUGAAGAUGUUCGUGGGGGAAAAGGAUCAGAUAAAGUCUACAGUGAUCUUGAUCCUGCUCAAAUCUAUGGUCUUCCUGAUGAUCAAGAUAUACAUGAUGUUGAUCUCUUUAUUGUUAAUUCAGCUGAUAGCAAUCCUUUAUUGAAAACUGCUAUCAUUCUUCCUCCUACUAUUUAUGGUAUUGGUACAGGUUUAUUUAAUCGUACUUCUAUUCAACUUCCUUGUCUUAUUGAACUUGCUUUGAAACGACAUAAGGCCGGAAUGAUCGGACCAGGCGAAGCAACAUGGAAUAAUGUUCAUAUUGCUGAUUUAUGUAAUGCUUAUAUGAUCAUUUUCGAUCAUUUUCUUGCUGCUUAUGGUCCAGAUGCUAAACCUGAUGCACAACUUAGUCCAUAUUUGACUACAGGACGAGAAGGUUAUUAUUUUAUUGAAAAUGGGAUGCACACAUGGCGACAACUAUCAGAAAAAAUUGGUGAAGUUUUAUACAAGAAAGGUAUUGUUAAGUCACCCGAAGUGACAAGUUUCUCCGAUGACGAAGUGGAAAACAGUCCUUUCGAAAUAUAUGGUUGGUUUUAUAUGGGUAGUCAAUCAAAUUCAACAGCUGAAAGAGUAAGAAAACUAGGAUGGAAACCACAUCGAUCCAGUAUUUUUGAUAGUGUUGAAGAACAGAUUGAUGCUUUAAUCACCAACACAACAGACUAA
Messenger RNA from Rotaria sordida, 1062 nucleotides. The record is from the annotation of a GenBank genome assembly. Lineage: Eukaryota; Metazoa; Rotifera; Eurotatoria; Philodinida; Philodinidae.